AUGAUUCAUCUGAUAGAUUUUUCUCUUUUACAGUUUCUACAUUCCGAUCGAGUUCGCUUUGACGCAGCCGAUUUGGACAAGAAUCAUCAGCUCUCAGCCUCGGAGCUUGCAAUGUUCCUAUGGCCACAACACUAUCCUUCCCUGAAACAAACACAGGCCUUGAUGAUCCUCGCUUCUUUAGAUACAAAUCAAGAUAUGGCGGUCACCAUGGAUGAGUUCGUGGGUGAAUAUUGGUUCCGGUCGCUUGAGUCUAACCCCCGAAACCUAAAUUCGAAUCUUCGUCCGCAAAAACCAUGGUGGUUAGAUCAUAAUAUAAAAGUUCCAGAACUGGACAUAAAAAUACUUUUAUGCAGAAAAGAACGAAAAAGCCGUGAGAUGAGCGGAGUCAAUGUUUAG
This is a messenger RNA of Echinostoma caproni, 396 nucleotides long. The record is from the annotation of a GenBank genome assembly. NCBI's taxonomy places the organism in Eukaryota, Metazoa, Platyhelminthes, Trematoda, Plagiorchiida, Echinostomatidae.